ACUACCGUUCUAACUAUACCUUGGGUUUUUAGGGCUUUCUUCUCUCCCCCGUCUUUCUCGAUCGACUAAAUCAAUCAAUCACUUUCCGAUGGCGGAGGAUCAGGCCGUGAGAUCUUCAUCCACCGAGAGGUCCACCGGCAGGGUCGUCAAGUUCAGCGACAAGAAGGGGUUCGGCUUCAUCAAGCCAGAUGAUGGCGGCGAAGAUCUGUUCGUCCAUCACAGCGUGAUUAAGUCCGACGGCGGAUACCGCACUCUGUCUGAGGACGAUGUCGUCGAAUUCGAAAUUGCUCUCACCGAUAAUAAGUGCCAGGCAAUCAACGUCACCGCUCCAGGCGGAGCUCCCGUUCAGCCUGCUAAAAGAGGCGGCGGAGACGGUUACGACCGGCGCGGAGCCGGAUUCGGCGCUCCUAGGAGAAACAACGCGGGCGGUGCUGGGUGCUACAACUGUGGAAACCCUAAUCACAUCGCUAGGGAGUGCAAUAAUCGCGGCGAGAAUAACAGCGGCGGAGGGAGCUGCUUCAAGUGCGGGAACGCUGGGCAUUUUGCUCGGGAAUGUACGCAGGCUGCCGUCAAUGGUCGAGGAGGAGGAGGUUCCAGUGGAUCUUGCUUUAGCUGCGGCGGGUUCGGACACUUGGCUAGGGAUUGCCCCGGUGGCGGAGGAGCCUGCUAUAACUGUGGAGGGUAUGGCCACUUGGCAAGGGAUUGCGCUAGUGGAAGGAGUGUUGGAGGCGGUGGCGGUGGCGGUGGCAGGUUUGGUUCAUCUGCUGGUUGCUUCAACUGCGGGAAGCCAGGACACCUUGCAAGGGAGUGUCCCAAUAGCUCUUGAGCGGAGGAACAAAUAAUUAUUUCUCUGUUUGUUUUCCCAUAUUUUUUGUGUUUGCCUUGGGUGUUUGUUCACUCGGAUUUGGUUGGUUUUGCGGGGAUUUAUACAUAAGAGUUUGUGGCGCAAGUGGGUGAUGCAAUCCCUCUCUUUCUAAGAGGAAUUCCCCAAUUUUGACACAUUCAUAUGUUGGUUUGGUUUGGUUUGGUGGUGCUCUAUCUCGGAUGAAGAAGAUGAUUUAUGUUUUCAUUCUUCCACUCUUGGUUUCUAUUGAAUUCUCUGUGUUGGGUUUAUUAGUAACUUUGCGGAUUUUGUCAUCUAAUCAAGCUUUUCUUACUUACCUCGAGUGUGAAAGUUGAACAUGUGACAGAAUUGGGGGUUUGUUUUGUUGUGCAAUGCUUAAUUAAUAGCUAAUCCUGGC
Molecule: messenger RNA, 1241 nt
Organism: Linum trigynum
Lineage: Eukaryota; Viridiplantae; Streptophyta; Magnoliopsida; Malpighiales; Linaceae
Source: the annotation of a GenBank genome assembly